Molecule: messenger RNA, 840 nt
Organism: Spodoptera littoralis (African cotton leafworm)
Lineage: Eukaryota; Metazoa; Arthropoda; Insecta; Lepidoptera; Noctuidae
Source: the annotation of a GenBank genome assembly
AUGUACCAUCAUAUUGAGGCGUACAAGCUGCUGUACCAGCAGGAGGACUAUUUCGGUACGUGGUGCUACGCAGGCUACGUUGUGCUACGUACGCAGGCUACGUUAUGCUAUGCAGGCUACGUGGUGCGACGCAGGCUACGUUGUGCUACGCAGGCUACGUUGUGCUACGCAGGCUACGUGGUGCUACGCAGGCUACGUUGUGCUAUGCAGGCUACGUUGUGCUAUGCAGGCUACGUGGUGCUACGCAGGCUACGUUGUGCUACGCAGGCUACGUUGUGCUACGCAGGCUACGUUGUGCUAUGCAGGCUACGUGGUGCUACGCAGGCUACGUUGUGCUACGCAGGCUACGUUGUGCUACGCAGGCUACGUGGUGCUACGCAGGCUACGUUGUGCUACGCAGGCUACGUUGUGCUACGCAGGCUACGUGGUGCUACGCAGGCUACGUUGUGCUAUGCAGGCUACGUUGUGCUAUGCAGGCUACGUUGUGCUACGCAGGCUACGUUGUGCUACGCAGGCUACGUUGUGCUACGCAGGCUACGUUGUGCUAUGCAGGCUACGUGGUGCUACGCAGGCUACGUUGUGCUACGCAGGCUACGUUGUGCUACGCAGGCUACGUGGUGCUACGCAGGCUACGUUGUGCUACGCAGGCUACGUAGUGCUACGCAAGGACCGCGCAACCACCCACUGCCGCGCUCGGGACAGCGCGAGCCGCGAGGUGGCAGGAGUUGGCUGAAGUUGACGGGAGGUACCAACACAGCAAGCAAGCAGCCUGCAACGAGAGAGGCCACGCUUCAGUACACCAUGAGCGGACAGACACUGUGCGCCGCCGUGGGCCACUGA